Molecule: messenger RNA, 1245 nt
Organism: Pyrenophora tritici-repentis Pt-1C-BFP
Lineage: Eukaryota; Fungi; Ascomycota; Dothideomycetes; Pleosporales; Pleosporaceae
Source: RefSeq, a predicted model, not a curated record
AUGGACUUUACCAUCUCACUCGCACACUUCUGCGAGGUUCACGGUCCGACGUCCAUCAUCUGCACCCAGGCCUCGACUUCUCCCUGUGGCUCCUGCAACCCAUGCGACACCCCGCCAUCCGAAGAGCCGCAUUCGGCCUAUUCCUACAAUGGCCUCUACGACCAGCCCGCAUCUCUCAAGCUGAAUGCGCGCCUGCCUCAACUUACCUCUCCCUUUGAGUCGCCACCCACAAGCCCGCGCUCCCCUACACACAACCCGUACUUCCCCAGCUUUCCCUCGUCUUCCAGCAGCAGUUUCGGUGGACGGAGAACCAGCAGCACACUCGAUGCCGAUUCGGACGCGUGCGAAAACUGUCAGAUGGUGGUUCCGCAAAAGUACAGCGACAAGAUCCCGAAUGGCGCCCCUGGUAGCCCCACCAAGGACGGUCGUGGAAGGAACGGCAGCCCUGUCCUACGCAGUUCGCAAAACUACCCAGUGCGCCGGCCAGUGUCUCGUGACGAUUUCAGUAGCACCGACUCGUCCGAUGUCUCAGAUACGGAGCAAUCCACCUCUUUCCAGAGCGCCACUUCGAGCUCGUAUCCCGACUCCAUACCCGCCUCACCCCUGCUUGCCUCAAGAGGCGUACACACCCACACACUCAACUACAUCUCCACCAGCCAGCCACAGUCCCCCAGCACAUACUCCCUCUUGCGACGCACCUGCAUCCGUACAUUGUCGACCGAGGUUCUUCCGUCCAGCAAACCUUCCGGAGCCAUGAUGUUUGGUGAUUCAGUCGCCGGAUACACCAUCGCCUACGUCUUUCGUCUGCAGGACCCGCGUUCUCGAGGAGCUAAGCGCACCUAUGCGCUCAUUGCAAUGGCCGGUCGCGACUGCCGGAGAGCCACCAAAGCCAUGGUCAAGAUUACCGAAGCAUUCCAGGGCAUCGCGAACCGGAUCAUCUCGCUGGCUGAAAAGGUGCUCGAGCGUGAGAGCGCAGCCUCGCAGAAUGUUUCGCGUCCAAUCACAGCCAUCUCCGGUGGUACCCCUCCGUUUGGGACUUCUGCUUCUUCCAUGCCGCCGCAGUUCCUAUCGCCGCAAAAGGAACGGACCUUGUCGACUACCAGCACACCAAACUUCCGCAACAUCACCCCUGUUUCAUCCUUCCUUUCCGCCAAAAAGCUCGAUCCAGAUGGUUUCCCCCGUGUGUCCCGCGACGUAAUGAAGGCGAAGAGUCUCAUUGAGAUUGUUGGCCAGGAAAACUUCUUU